Messenger RNA from Aureobasidium musti, 369 nucleotides. NCBI's taxonomy places the organism in Eukaryota, Fungi, Ascomycota, Dothideomycetes, Dothideales, Saccotheciaceae. The record is from the annotation of a GenBank genome assembly.
AUGCCCGAUACCAAGCGUCCCGGCCAGGACAAUGUCUCUGAGGACGUCUGGACCCUCUUCAAGCAGCUCCGUAUCGACAACCUCGUCGACGCCAUCAAAGAAACUACAUUUAGCGACUUUGAGCAUCUCACCAGCAUCGUCAAAGGCCGCGAGUUGAACCUUGAGACCUUCACGUUGCUCAUCUCAGAAGCCAACAAGACUCGCACCGGAAAGGCUAUGCGCACUACCAUCGGCCUGGCGGUCUGCGUUGUCCUCUUCGUUUACCCCAUGGCGAUUGUCUCACCUUUCCUGGCUACUCUGGGUUUCACCAACGCUGGACCUGCAGCUGGUAAGAAGCUUCACUUGGACCUACUCUACCUCGACUACUAA